Messenger RNA from Drosophila eugracilis, 462 nucleotides. RefSeq lists its product as uncharacterized. The record is from RefSeq and is a predicted model, not a curated record. The transcript is spliced from 2 exons. Lineage: Eukaryota; Metazoa; Arthropoda; Insecta; Diptera; Drosophilidae. Bases 1 to 462 code for a protein of 153 amino acids.
AUGGUUCAGCACCUCUACAGUGACAAUGGAACAAACUUUGUGGGUGCGGACAAUCCCCCAAGCUCGCGUCACAACGGACAACGUGGCACUUCAACCCUCCGCAGUCGCCCAAUUUCGGCGGAGGAGGCUAACGUGAAGUCGGUGAAACAUCACCUGAAAAGGAUCAUUGCGGAUCGACGGCUCAUCUAUGGGGAGUUGACUACGGUACUUAUAAGCAAAGAAGCAUGUCUCAACUCGCGUCCGCUUUGUCCUCUCACAGCGGACGCAGACGACCUAGAGGUGCUCACGCCGGCUUAUUUCUUGAUUGGGGACUCGCUGCAUGCUCCUCCUGAGUUUCGCCCACAAUCUAGGUCCUUCGCGGAGCAGUUCCUGAUCCAGAAGGCUAUGGUACGUCAUUUCUGUAAAACUUGGAGUCGAGCUACACCCGGGGACGGAUGCGUUGGUUCGAGUUGUCAUGCUUAA